Molecule: messenger RNA, 1806 nt
Organism: Lotus japonicus
Lineage: Eukaryota; Viridiplantae; Streptophyta; Magnoliopsida; Fabales; Fabaceae
Product: cytosolic enolase 3
Exons: 13
Coding region: 238-1659 (473 amino acids)
Biological process (GO): glycolytic process
Cellular component (GO): phosphopyruvate hydratase complex
Molecular function (GO): magnesium ion binding; phosphopyruvate hydratase activity
Source: RefSeq, a predicted model, not a curated record
AUAGAAGAAGAAGUGCAAGCAAAACCCAAAGAUACGACGCCGUUGGCCGCACAGCACUGAAUCGCGUUUUCCUCCUCCUUUUUCCCAGAAAGCAAAAUUCACAUCGUCUCUCUCUCUCUCUCUCUCUCUCUCUCUCUCUCUCUCUAUCUCUCUGAGAGUGUGAAUCGAAACACAGAGAGGGAAGAGAAGAAGAAGAAGAAGAAGAAGAAGAAGCAGUUACAGUGAGAAUUCGACGAAAUGUCAGUGCAAGAAUACCUCGAUAAGCACAUGCUUUCUCGAAAACUCGAAGAUGCCGUCAACGCCGCCGUCCGGGCCAAAACCUCCGAUCCCGUUCUCUUCAUCUCGAAUCACAUGAAGAAAGCAGUGCAAUCGGUGAUCACGAGAGUGAAAGCGAGGCAGAUCCUCGAUAGCAGAGGGAUUCCAACUGUUGAAGUUGAUCUUCACACUAACAAAGGCAUGUUCCGUGCUUCUGUUCCCUCCGGCAACUCCUCCGGCAUGUACGAGGCUGUCGAGUUAAGGGAUGGGGACAAAGCUGUGUAUCUUGGAAACGGUGUGGCUAAAGCUGUUAAAAAUAUCAAUGAGAAAAUAUCAGAGGCACUUAUUGGUAUGGACCCAACUCUGCAGUCCCAGAUUGAUCAGGCAAUGAUAGACCUCGACAAAACAGAGAAGAAGGGGGAACUUGGAGUCAAUGCUAUAUUAGCUGUUUCUAUUGCUGCUUGCAAAGCUGGGGCUUCUGAAAAGGAGGUUCCACUAUACAAGCACAUUGCUGACCUGUCUGGAAGAACUAGCCCACUACUUCCUGUUCCUGCCUUUACUGUUAUAAGCGGUGGAAAACAUGCUGGGAAUAAUCUGGCUAUUCAGGAAAUCAUGAUUCUUCCAGUUGGAGCUAGUAGAUUUGAGGAAGCACUGCGAAUGGGCUCUGAGACCUAUCAUCAUUUGAAGGCUGUUAUUACAGAAAAAUCUGGGGCCCAUAACUGUAAUGUUGGCGAAGAUGGUGGAUUUGCUCCUAAUGUCUCCAGCUUUAGAGAAGCCCUGGAUCUUGUAAAGGAGGCCAUUAGCAGAACUGGUUAUAAUGAGAAAAUAAAGAUAGCCCUUGAUGUCGCUGCUACAAAUUUUUGCAUAGGUAAAAGAUAUGACCUGGACUUUCAAUCUCCUCAAAAGUCAGGACAGAAUUUUAAGUCAGCAGAGGAUAUGAUUGAGCUGUACAAGGAACUAUGUUCUGAAUACCCAAUUGUAUCAAUAGAAGAUCCAUUUGACAAGGAAGAUUGGGAACAUAUCAAGUAUAUCUCUAGUCUUGGAAUAUGUCAGGUAGUUGGGGAUGAUCUCUUAAUGUCAAAUGCAAAACGCAUUGAGAGAGCAAUAACCGAAUCUGCUUGUAAUGCUCUUCUUCUGAAGGUCAACCAAGUUGGGACUGUUACAGAGGUCAUUGAAGUGGUGAAGCAGGCAAGGGAAGCGCAUUGGGGGGUGGUAAUGUCUCAUAGAUGUGGGGAAACUGUAGAUGCUUUCAUAGCUGACUUAUCUGUUGGCCUUGCUGCUGGUCAGAUUAAAGCAGGUGCUCCUUGCAGAGGAGAGCGGUUAGAGAAGUACAACCAGUUACUUCGGAUUGAGGAAGAGCUUGGAGAUCAAGCAGUUUAUGCUGGUGAAGAUUGGAGGCAAUAAGAAUGAACAAUUUCUUCAGAUUUAUUUUUUAGAUAUGCUUUUCUUCUGAAGUUUGAUAUAUGUAUGAGAGUUGAAGUUCAUUACUGUACUAUAUUUCCAACUUCUUUGCCGUAACUUCAUAUAGUAUGCAAAUAUUUUUUAGUCUCA